Molecule: messenger RNA, 879 nt
Organism: Schistosoma margrebowiei
Lineage: Eukaryota; Metazoa; Platyhelminthes; Trematoda; Strigeidida; Schistosomatidae
Source: the annotation of a GenBank genome assembly
AGAUGUUCAGCGCUUUGUAUAAAAAGUGCGCCACAGGAAGGGGUUAAUUCUCCCUCUAUACUGGCGUUUUAACUGAAAAGUGUCAGAAUUUUCCCUUUACGUAAUUGAAAACUGUUGUUUCCACAAAUGCGAUUAAAAGCAUUUUCUUCACAAUUAUAUCGCUAUUACACAUCUAGUUUUCUCUGGAAAUUCUCAAACUAUCCUAGUAGAUGUUUGUAUACAUAUCCGUCGAGAACUCGCAGAGUCCUUUGGAGUUUGGACACAAUCCAGCCUAAAACUUCUUUUUGUUCAGAUGCUGUAACUAACCCACAGUCAACACUGCCAGUUUCUGUCACAUCAGAUAACUCUGAAUUGUCAGGUGAUCAAGAUGAAAUUAAAGGAAAGAUGUACAUUGAAUUUACAUGCAAGAAGUGCACUACUCGAUCAAGUAAAUAUUUUUCUAAGUUGGCUUAUGAAAAAGGCAUAGUUAUAAUUCGUUGUGAUGGGUGCCAAAGUUUACAUCUAAUUGCUGAUAACCUGGGAUGGAUUAAAGACAAACAUUGGAAAUUAGAGGAUUGCGUAAAAGUUGACAAAAAAUCAGUAUAUAUAGCUUAAAUGGACAUUUUAAGACAGAAACCAUUGUGGUCGAUUUGAUUAAACUUUACUUAUGUAAAUCUGUAAUAACGCAUCAUCCAACAAGAUCACUCUCCUCAGUCAAUGUAUCUUGAACUCAUGUUUACAUUGUACAGUGUAAAUAGAAUAAUGUUUGAGCUAAUAAUAAUAAUAAAAUUCCUGAAAAGUUUUGCUGAUUCUGAGCCAUAUCAUUCAACGUCUUCACCAUUUAUUCCAGUUAUCACGAGGACCCUAACCAGGCAGUCUACAUUCACCGAAAUAUAUUAG